GCGGUGAGCGCGGCGUGGGGCUGCCCCUUCCCUGAGGCGGCGGGGGCGGCCGGGGCCGCGCCGCACCGCACCGCGCGGGCGGCCAUGGAGCGAGCCUAGGGCGCCGCAGGAAUUGUGGGAGGCACCUCAGUGAAGAAAUGGACCAGUGUGUAUAAUCAUGGAAUCUCCUUGCUGACAAUCACCACCUGCUCUCCUUGAUAAGUGAGAGAGAGUAGUCAGGGGAGAAGGAAAAGAGGUCAACAUGAAGCUAAAGCAGCGAGUCGUGCUGUUAGCAAUUCUCCUUGUCAUCUUUAUCUUCACCAAAGUUUUCCUGAUUGACAACUUAGAUACAUCAGCUGCCAACCGGGAGGACCAGAGGGCCUUUCACCGAAUGAUGGCUGGCUUGCGGGUAGAGCUGGUGUCCAAGCUGGACCACACCUUGCAGUCUCCCUGGGAGAUUGCAGCCCAGUGGGUGGUUCCCCGGGAAGUGUACCCUGAAGAGACACCAGAGCUGGGGGCAAUCAUGCAUGCCAUGGCCACCAAGAAAAUCAUUAAAGCUGAUGUAGGUUAUAAAGGGACACAACUGAAAGCCUUACUGAUACUUGAAGGAGGACAGAAAGUUGUCUUCAAACCUAAGCGGUAUAACCGAGACUAUGUGGUAGAAGGGGAACCAUAUGCUGGUUAUGAUAGACACAAUGCAGAGGUAGCAGCCUUUCAUUUGGACAGGAUUCUGGGUUUCCGCCGAGCCCCCUUGGUGGUUGGCAGAUUUGUUAAUCUGCGGACAGAGAUCAAGCCUGUUGCCACGGAGCAGCUCUUGAGCACCUUCCUAACCGUAGGAAAUAAUACUUGUUUCUAUGGGAAGUGUUAUUAUUGCCGAGAAACAGAGCCAGCCUGUGCUGAUGGAGACACAAUGGAGGGGUCUGUCACGCUUUGGCUUCCAGAUGUGUGGCCUCUACAGAAACACCGACACCCAUGGGGCAGGACUUACCGAGAGGGCAAAUUAGCCAGGUGGGAGUAUGAUGAGAGCUACUGUGACGCUGUGAAGAAAACAUCCCCUUAUGACUCUGGCCCUCGCCUCUUGGACAUCAUUGAUACAGCUGUCUUUGAUUACCUGAUUGGCAAUGCUGACCGCCAUCACUACGAGAGUUUUCAAGACGAUGAAGGCGCUAGUAUGCUCAUCCUUCUCGAUAAUGCCAAAAGCUUUGGGAACCCCUCGCUGGAUGAGAGAAGCAUUCUUGCCCCUCUCUAUCAGUGUUGCAUCAUUCGGGUUUCUACCUGGAACAGACUGAACUCCCUGAAGAAUGGUGUGCUGAAGUCUGCCUUAAAAUCUGCCAUGGCCCAUGACCCCAUCUCCCCAGUGCUCUCUGAUCCUCACCUAGACGCUGUGGACCAGCGGCUCCUGAGUGUCCUGGCCACCGUGAAGCAGUGCACUGACCAGUUUGGGAUGGACGCAGUGCUGGUGGAAGACAGGAUGCCUCUCUCCCACUUGUAAUUCUCCACAAAAUAAGUGAAACUUCUUUUUACAAAGAUAGAGAAACAGCACAAUCAAUUCCGAAUGGUAUGAGGUGGAUUGGAAAUGGCCAGCAGCACGUUCUGGUGACAGGGGACAGGGUGGCCUUGGAUUUCUUUGGUGUUUGCUGUAGUAGAAGUUGAAACAAAGACUACAAGUUUCAGACCACGGAGCUGUACCUGCUGAACCACCUUCUGACUUCCUCGGCAUAUGCCCAUUCUAGCAGUGGGCGUCACAGUUGGUCAGUAUUAAUUCUCAUGCCAAAGGACGAAUUAGAGGUGUGACAUUUGAAUAGGUUAAUGUUGGGGUUGGUUCUGGAGUGUGUGUUUUGAGUCCAUCCUUAUAAUCCUUUCUCCACACUUGUGGAUUUUCCGAAAACACUUUGUAAUCUCUCGGGUCCUUUUUCACCAGGACUGGUCAAAUUGGGAAUUUUACUGCUUCCUAAGGAGUGGCAGCAAGUAAGCCAGCAUUCUGUUGAGCCAAAGUAGCAUGCUGUGUUGGAGGGACUAUGUUUUUAAGAUAGAAUUAGAGGAAGGACAAAAGCAGGAAAGAUGUUUGGGCUUUUAAGUGAGUAGGUGGUGCUUUUGAUGAUUCUUAAAGGAGGGAAGAAGAGAGAGAGACCUGCUUGGUAGAACCAGAAUCAAGGCGGUGAUUGAAUUAGUGAAAAAACAGGUUCCCCUGUAUUUAAGUUCUUAACGUAUAUAAAAGCAAGCAUGACUUGUACCUAAGUAAGAUUUGCAUUCUCGUAAUUGUGUCCAAAUUAAUCCAAAAAAGUGUCCCUGGAGAACCUACCAUUACAACCCAAGCACAAUUCUGUUAUGGAGACUUUUUUUUCCUUUUGCCCAAAGCAGGCAAAUCCUUUGCAAAUUAUCAAAGCAAACUGAAAUAACAGCUUGAAUAAGAGUUAGGUUGCCUGUCUUCUCUGCCAUCCUGAUUUCUAAAAUGAAUUUCCACUUCUGUCUUCAAGGCAUUUGGUCAUUAAAGCUGCUGUUCCCAAGAGAUUGGCGAUCCUAUUUGUGCCUUUCUUGUGAGAAAAGCCAGCUCGCUCCUACAGAUAAUAUAGUUCAGAUCCUGCUGGUGGCUGGACCUAUCUUGUGAUUUGGGCCAUGUGGAAGGCUGGAAACAAAGAUUUUAAGCCUUCUGAGCCUUAAAAUUAAGGUGGUUACCAGGAAGAGCCUUAAGAUUUUGAUUUAUGUCAAACCCUGAUUUCAUCAUUUAAUCUUGUUUGGAGUUCUGAACCCACGAUGUAGUAUUGUCCUUCCGUCUCCUAUUAGCACUUUCAAAUUUCAAGUUGCUAAAACAGGCUUAGUUCUGUGUUCUGCCAAAGCGAUUUGACAUAUAAGCACUUGCAUUAAAAUACAGGGCAGAGGAAACUAGGCCUGGUGUGCCCACUCACGUGUCCUCAGAGGUGGGUGCUUCUCUCCUGCAUUUUGUCUGGGGACUGUUCCGGUUUUGACUUCUGUGAAGCAGACACUAAUAUUUAAACAGUGUGGUUGAACAAAUUUACUGCCAGCCAUUGGAGACCAGUUUUAGGUAACCACCCUUUCAAAAACAGUUUAGAAUUUAUGCCCCAAUUUUCUCAAAUUGAAAGAUAACUGAGUACCCCAUAACUACUUUAAAGUAACAUGAAAUUAGGAUGCUUUUGUACUUAGUAUGUACAUUUGGCGAUGUACACAGAAUGGGCUGAGUUAUUUUUAAAAAGGUAUUGAAUUUAAGAAGACAGGUAGUAGCACAGAACACUGAGCUAGUGUUAACAAAAGGAAGCAUUAAUUCCAAUUUUAAACUCAUUUACUAUGUGCAUCCAGGGAAGUUCACAUUUGAGCUUGAGAAUACCUUGGAUGGUGCUUACCUCAGAGCAUCAGGGAGCCAGCUGGAGGGACAGUGGGAAGGAAGUCAGCGCUGCUCUCCUUGGUAAAUGUUAGCUGAACUAAAUUUCUUUCAAACAUGUGAUACCUUCAGUAUGCCCCAGUGAAAUGAAUAAGAGCUGUUCUCAAACUGGGAACUUUAUUCAUGAUGUUGAAGGCAGAAGAUUCUGCUAAGGAAAAAAGCAGGAGGAAAAGCUGCUUUGAAAAACACUUCAUUCUUUUUUCCAAACAUUGCAGAAAAUGUAUAAUCUCAUUCUCUUUCCCUAUUUUAAAAUUCAUGAUCUUAAAAGGUGUUCAGAUGUAUAGUGGUUAAAGUUAGAAUUAUGCUAAUAGAGUGGUGUGAACUGAUGCUUAGAAUAUAAAUUUAUGUUCUAAGUCAGGAUCGGAUUAAGCUGCAAAAGUACGUUUAGAAUCUUGGAAACAAACCAACCAUAAGCUUAUAGCCCUAAAAUUCAUAAACACUAAAUUCUGUUUCAAAAGAGAGGUAGAUAUCUUUUUUUUUAAGUUUUGUAACGCUGUCCUCUUGAUGGUUUAUCUUUUAGAAUCGAGGACUAUUAUAAUCAAACAGGUCAUUGGAAGGGUUUUUGAUCAGUCCUAAGCUGGGCGUGCCUAGCUAACAUCUAAAGGUAGAUGUGGGUACAUUUUAAUAUUAUAAAACUAAGAAAAUCAGAACUGAGUACCAUUUCCUGCCCCCCUUCUUCCACUUCUUAAAUAUUGGGUUGGCCAAAAAGUUCGUUCUGGUUUUCCACACCAUCUUACAAAAAACCUGAACGAAAUUUUUGGCCAACCCAAUAUAUAUUUUCCAUAGUUUGGGCGAAUAUGGGUAUAGAGAUUUCAUUCUAGAAUUGUUAUUUAAUAUGAAGCUGUAUUAUGGGUUUUGGGGGUAAAUAAUUUUCUGUGCAAAACAUUAAUAGGAUCUGAUUUACUCAGAGUAUUGCUCAAUAAUUUAUUAAUAAGGCAUUUCUCCCUAUUUGCACUCAGGAUUAAUAAGUCAAAUGAAAUUUAAUAAGGAAAUGGGAGAAUUCAGGUACAUCCUAUUAUUUUGGGAAAGAUGAAUCCUAUACAUGGCAAAAAUUCCGUGUCACCUGAAGGCAACAUGUUCUUCCAAAGAAAUCCAUCCUUCCCUUUCUUUAAAAAAAAAAAAAAGGCUUUUGGCCUUCCUCUCCCAUCCACCAUGUUCCUUCACCCUCCCUUCUCCACAGCUUCCGUAUUCUUGUUUGACCAUUACCUGACCACACCUCAAAUAAUGGUAAACAGCAUCUAUCAGUGAGCUGUCUUAUGUGAGUCGUCUUGUGAGCUUGGGCUUCAGGAAACAUGAGUCAAGGUAUAUGUAUAUAUAUAGUCAUAUAUGUAUUCUAACAAGAAAAAAUGUAUUUAUUUUGACACAGGGAAACACUGUUGCUGAAGAACCUGAAGCUAGGAAAAGGUUCUCUUAGUCUCUGAGAGUAAAUCUAAGUGACAUAAAGAUAUCCAUUCAGCAAACACCUCCUGUGCUAGCCAGGGCCGACGCCCGAGGCGCAUAGACCAGCCUCGUGAGAUGGUUGUACAGGGGAAGGCCAGCUUUCCCCCUUCGACGCCUCAAGUCUGGGUUGAAAAGGUGAGGGCUGGAUACUAUACUGCCACAGGUUUUUAAGGAACUAAGGUGUUACUCACAAAUACAAAAUGUCUGGGGGGGAACUGGGAAUAACUUGCUGGGAAGUUAAUUUAUUUGCUUCAAAGAGAGGUGUAGGAACCACUACCCUCUGUUUUGAUCUGCCAAGGAUUUCCUCUCAGAGCUGUUGCACAAAUAGAGGUUGUGCUUGGUAAGAUACCAAACAAGACAGAUAUGCACCUAAAUUUCUAAUGUGUUCUAUGGGUUUCGAUUCUGAAAGAAAGAAAAUGAAUAAAGAUUUUAAUAAGUA
Eubalaena glacialis (North Atlantic right whale) is the source of this 5255-nucleotide messenger RNA. It is a transcript of the gene FAM20B, whose product is annotated as FAM20B glycosaminoglycan xylosylkinase. Gene Ontology annotation, biological process: protein phosphorylation. The coding region runs from base 242 to 1471 and encodes 409 amino acids. The transcript is spliced from 8 exons. The record is from RefSeq and is a predicted model, not a curated record. Gene Ontology annotation, molecular function: phosphotransferase activity, alcohol group as acceptor. NCBI's taxonomy places the organism in Eukaryota, Metazoa, Chordata, Mammalia, Artiodactyla, Balaenidae. Gene Ontology annotation, cellular component: Golgi apparatus.